AUGAAUAGCAAGCGGAUCCUGGUGAUAGCCGGCUCGGACAGCUCUGGUGGAGCUGGCCUCGAGGCCGACCAGAAAGUAAUCGCUGCCCACGGCUGCUAUGCCAUGACUGCGACGACCGCUCUCACGGCACAGAACACGCAGGGUGUCUACGACAUCCACCGAACGCCUUCUUCCUUCGUCCGCAAGCAGAUUGACGCGUGCGUUGAGGAUAUCGGCGUCGAUGUCGUCAAAACAGGAAUGUUAGCGUCGGCUUCGACGAUCGAAGUCGUCGCCGAGGCGCUGAAGAGGCACAACGUCCCUAUAUCCAUUGUCGACCCUGUCAUGGUCUCGACAAGCGGUGCGCAGCUACUACCUGAAGAUGCCGUCGAGAUAUUAAUUACGCGGCUGUUGCCCGUAACCACGCUGCUGACCCCGAACCUGCCGGAAGCUCAGCUCAUCCUCAAGUGUGCCGGCAGGCCUGUCGGUGACCCGCAGAAUGUCGAUGAUAUCGUGUCUAUGGCGAGAGCCGUGCGUGAACUAGGCCCUAAGAACGUCCUACUCAAAGGCGGACACGUACCCUUGACGAAAGACAGGGUCGUGCCGACGGGUGAGGCGGAUAGACAGAUUGUCCUGAACGUGCUCGUUGGUGAAGGCGACGACGUCAUUUUCGAGACGGCCUACUUGAAGUCGAGCAACACUCAUGGAACCGGGUGUUCACUGGCCUCGGCGAUUGCGUCGAGGUUGGCCUCUGGCAUGGCUAUUGAGCAGGCCGUGAAGACGGCCAACUACUACAUUGAAGCUGGUAUCCGUACCAGUCAAGAUCUUGGAAAGGGUAGUGGCCCUAUCAACCAUUUCCAUUCGACGUAUUUCCUGCCAUUUGCACCCGGUCGCUUCCUUGAAUACCUUCUUGACAGAGAGGACGUCAAGGGUCCGUGGCGGGAGCACACGCAUCAUUCCUUCGUGCAGGGGCUUGCCGAUGGAACCUUGCCACUUGGAAAGUUCAAGAAUUAUCUCAUUCAAGACUAUCUUUUCCUGAUCCAGUUCUCAAGAGCAAACGCGCUUGCUGCGUAUAAAGCGAAGAACCUGGCCGAUAUCAAUAAGUCGGCCAAAAUUGUCCAGCACAUCCAAGAGGAGAUGGGUUUGCACAUCAAGUACUGCGGAGGGUUCGGUCUGACGAAGGAGCAGAUUGAAAGUCACAAGGAGCACCCAGCGUGCACUGCGUACACCAGAUACGUGCUUGACAUUGGCCAAUCAGAGGACUGGUUCGGCUUGCAAAUAGCACUCAUGCCGUGCUUGAUCGGGUAUGGACACAUCGCGAGAAGACUGUUCGACGACCCGCAGACCAAGCGCGAGGGAAACACGUACUGGAACUGGGUGGAGCAGUACGUGGCAGAGGACUACACGGAUGCGGUCAAGGCCGGGCUGGAGAUCAUCGAGCAACACGCGGUACUGCAGUCACCGAGCAGGAUAGAGCAGUUGGUGCAGAUUUUCAUUCACGCGACGAAGAUGGAGACGGGCUUUUGGGACAUGGGGUCUUUGUAG
This is a messenger RNA of Lasiodiplodia theobromae, 1521 nucleotides long. RefSeq names its product Thiamine biosynthesis protein (thi-4). Bases 1 to 1521 code for a protein of 506 amino acids. Gene Ontology annotation, molecular function: hydroxymethylpyrimidine kinase activity; thiaminase activity; phosphomethylpyrimidine kinase activity. The transcript is spliced from 9 exons. Gene Ontology annotation, biological process: thiamine biosynthetic process. Gene Ontology annotation, cellular component: cytosol. The record is from RefSeq and is a predicted model, not a curated record. Lineage: Eukaryota; Fungi; Ascomycota; Dothideomycetes; Botryosphaeriales; Botryosphaeriaceae.